AUGGAGAUGAUUCGUUCGUUCUUCGAAACUAAUGAGUUUAAAUGGGAGACUUUGUGUGGAGUAUGUACCGAUGGAGCACCAGCUAUGCUCGGAUCAAGGUCAGGCUUUCAGAAAAAAAUCAAAGAGCUUGCACCUCAAGCAACGGGAUUGCACUGCAUGAUUUACCGGUUUGCUCUUGCUAUCAAAACUCUCCCGGAGCCUCCACAAGAAGUGCUCAACUCUCUGAUCAAAAUCGUUAACUAUAUAAAAUCUAGUGCUCUCAACACCCGUCCCUCCAAAGAACUCUGUAAAGACAUGAACUCUGAUCAUGAGACUCUUCUGUUCUAUACUGCUGUUCGGUCGUUGUCCAAAGGUAAUGUUAUUGAACGUGUGUUUGAGCUGAAGGACUAA
Messenger RNA from Phaedon cochleariae (mustard beetle), 390 nucleotides. Lineage: Eukaryota; Metazoa; Arthropoda; Insecta; Coleoptera; Chrysomelidae. The record is from the annotation of a GenBank genome assembly.